Pelagomonas calceolata is the source of this 1020-nucleotide messenger RNA. Lineage: Eukaryota; Pelagophyceae; Pelagomonadales; Pelagomonadaceae. The record is from the annotation of a GenBank genome assembly.
AUGGCCGACAGCGAUGGCCACGACAAUGAGCUAGUGGUCGUACCAGGCGGCAGCCUCGCCGCGCCCUACGUCGCGCAGUCCAAAAAGCGCAAGCGCACGGCGAUAUACGAGAACGAGCCCGGGCUGCACGCCUUCGCGCGCGCGUGCUUCGGCCGGUUGCCCGCCUCCCUGCCGCGGAUUGCGCUCCCAGCGCCUCUCGACGCGCGCACGGCCGCCGGCGAAGCCGUCGCGGUGGCGGUCGCGCGCGGAGGCGAUUCCCGAGACCCGCUCCGGCCGGUCCACGAGACGUACACGUUGGAUGAGGUCGUCGACCGGGUGCUUCAGGGGCCGUCGGCGCGCUUCGACGUCGAGGCGGUCGGCGCGUGCGCGCUCCCGCCCGGCGGUGCGACGCUGCUCGCCGACGUCUCGCGCUGGGCGGCGCUGCUCCCGCGAACACGCGAGUACACGUGCAUCGUCGCGGACCCGCCCUGGCCGUCGCGGUCGGCGGCGCGGCGCGGGGCCUACGACACGGCGCGCGACGCGUGGCGCGCACCCCUUCGGAAGUUGCCAGUUGGACGGCUCGCCGCAUCGUCCGGCGCGGUCGUCGCGGUCUGGGUCACGAACGACCGCAAGGUCGCCGACUGGGUCGCGAAGACGCUCUUCCGCGCCUGGGGCGUGCGGCACGUCGGCACGUGGUACUGGCUCAAGUGCGCGUCGGACGGGUCCCCCGUGCUGCCGCUGGACGAGCACGCGGAACGCAAGCCCUGGGAGCCCCUCGUCGUCGGCGUCGUCAACGCCGCCGGCGCCGUCGACGGCGACGCCUGGGCCCCGCUCGGCGCCUCGUGGCUCCGCCGCGUGCCGGUCCGGCGCGCCGUCGCGAGUGUCCCCGGACCGCAUUCGGCGAAGCCUCGCCUCGACGCGGCGCUCGCGCCGUGCUUCCGCGCGGGCGCGCCGCCGUUCCGGGGCCUCGAGCUCUUCGGGCGAGGCGCGUUCGAGUCCUGGACGGUCGCGGGGGACCAGGCGCUGCCGCUCGCCGCGUAA